Molecule: messenger RNA, 966 nt
Organism: Dendronephthya gigantea
Lineage: Eukaryota; Metazoa; Cnidaria; Anthozoa; Malacalcyonacea; Nephtheidae
Product: cannabinoid receptor 1-like
Exons: 2
Coding region: 1-966 (321 amino acids)
Biological process (GO): G protein-coupled receptor signaling pathway
Cellular component (GO): membrane
Molecular function (GO): G protein-coupled receptor activity
Source: RefSeq, a predicted model, not a curated record
AUGGUGAUAGAAAGUACAUUUGAGAAAAGAUGUCAGAAUGUUGAACCUCCACAAGAGUUAUCAUUUAUGACAGCCAGCAUUUCAACUAUUUUCAUGCUUACCAAUAUCCCUGGCAAUAUUCUUAUUUUCUUGGCUGUUGUACUUGAUCCAAACAAAAACUUACGAACUCCAUUUAACUGGUUAAUUAUCAAUCUAUCAGCGGCCGAUUUAAUUGUUGGCAUCAUCGCUGAACCUUUCUUUGUAUAUUUUCAUAUCAAAGAAGGACUCGGGAAAAAAGAAGUUCUUGAAGAACGUUAUGCGGGUGGAAUAUUUUACUUCAUCUCAUGCACUGCUUCGAUCCUCAGUCUUACAAGUUUGGCAGUUGAACGAUAUCUCGCUGUGAGAAGGCCAAGUACCUACCGAAGCUCCGCACCGGCUCGGGGACUAAUGAUUUGGUUGAUUUCGGCAAGCUUACCCAACAUUUAUCUGCUUGUUGGUUUCGGUGCAUACGCAUUUAUAUUUGCCAACACAUCACUCCUAGUUGCUGUUAUAAUUAUUUGUAUAACAUACACUUUAAUGAAAAAAAAAUUGAGAUCCCGCUCUUUAAAGAGAAAAGCAACCCCUUUCGCGUCAAAUGACGGAAAUGAAAUCUCACAAAUCGACGAUUUCUCAACUUUUAAUACAAAUUGUAUUGCGGCAAAGAAGCAACUCCUAGAAGACAAAAUCACCGAAAUGUUUUUGAUCGUUCUUAUUGCUCUCCUGUGCUGUUAUGGUCCCUCAACUGCAAUGAUAUAUUUUGCAAAUUUCUGUGAAGAUUGCAGUUGUAAAAUCCUUCAUUGGUUCUGUGAUAUUCAUAUUCUGUUUGCUCUCAUGAAUUCAUCUGUUAACUUUUUCUGCUAUGCUUUAAGGUCUUCCAGAUUCAGAAGUGCUUUUGCUAAAUUGCUACGAAUAAAUCAUCAACCUGAUGAUGGACAUCGCAAAAAUUAA